Molecule: messenger RNA, 1374 nt
Organism: Eurytemora carolleeae
Lineage: Eukaryota; Metazoa; Arthropoda; Copepoda; Calanoida; Temoridae
Product: leucine-rich repeat-containing protein 49
Exons: 17
Coding region: 37-1374 (445 amino acids)
Molecular function (GO): protein binding
Source: RefSeq, a predicted model, not a curated record
UACACAAUCUGCAGUUACUCAAUAAAACUUUGGAAAAUGUCACUUCAGACAUCAACUGUUCCUCUAAGAAUCCACAAGACAGAUUUAGGAAAAAGUUUGGGUCCUACUAGAGGACAACCUAGAGCUCAAGUUUCUUCUAGGGCUCUUUUAGGAGCUCACAAAAGUUUAGAGUCUGGAGUUGUUUUGCAAAACAGAAUUGAACCUGUAAAUGUUAGGAUGGAAAGAACUGUUGAAGAGCGUACUAAGUAUCCGGAUAGGAUCAAUCUAGAUAGACGAGCACUCCAUGGGAUUCCUCUUUUAGCGGAUGAGCCUGGAUUGAGAUUGUUGAGUCUCCAGCACAAUUUCAUCAAAAGAAUCCAAAAUCUGGAGCUGAUUUCUAGACUAGUAUUCUUGGAUCUUUACCACAACAGGUUGGAUCACAUUUCAGGAUUGGGCCCGUUAAAUAAUCUUCGAGUUCUGAUGUUAGGGAAAAAUAGAAUAAGACGCAUAGAAGGUCUAAUGAAUUGUUCACGAUUAUCUGUAUUGGAUUUGCAUGGAAACAGGAUUGGUACAAUUUCUGGGUUAGAAGCAUUAUGUGAGUUAAAGGUUUUGAAUUUGGCUGGAAAUCUGAUAAGGAAGAUUUCUGGGUUGGAAUCUCUGAAAAAUAUUGAAGAGUUGAACUUGAGAAGAAAUAGAAUACGAAAUACAAUUGGAAUAGAUGCUGUGCCUACCCUAACGAAACUAUACAUGUCAAAUAAUGAAAUACAGGGGUUGAGUUCCCUUGAACAGAUUGAAAAAUUGAUUAAUCUUGAAGCUAUUCAGAUGGAAGGGAACCCAGUGUGGUCCAAUCCUAAUUAUUCUUGUAAAUUGGUUGCAACUCUACCAUCACUUGUCAAACUGGACCAACAAGAUGUAACCCAGGAUAUGAGAAUUACUUCCUCCAAGUGGAAGCAGUCUCUGGAAACUACUUCACGAGAUCUUCAAGAACCGACUCUUCCAAUCGAGCCACAGCAUGAAAAAGAAGAAGCUCUCACAACGUUGGAACUUGAUAAAGUUCAGCGGAAAAAGGCAUCUAUAACCAAUGCAAUGCAAAGAUGGAAGAUUGUAAAAACAAAGACAUUUGUUCCUGAGGUCGGAAGCGAGGAGGAGGAUUUUGAAGAUUCAGGAGGAAUGAGAGUAAGGGUGUCACAACAAUCAAACAGGAGUUCAGAAGAAAACAGGAGUUCUGAGGAAAAUAGCAACCAUAAUGAAAACAGUUACUUUGAGAAAAAAAGAAAGUGUGAAGUACAGAUAAAGCUGGAUGCCGUUCCAACUCUUCAAGAUAGGAUCAGACAAAGAGGCAAAUAUAGAACAGGACGAACUUUAAGGAACUGUUUUUUAAAUAUAAAUAUAUAG